Messenger RNA from Pieris napi, 3658 nucleotides. It is a transcript of the gene Sply, whose product is annotated as sphingosine-1-phosphate lyase. The transcript is spliced from 20 exons. The coding region runs from base 545 to 3541 and encodes 998 amino acids. Gene Ontology annotation, cellular component: endoplasmic reticulum. Gene Ontology annotation, biological process: sphingolipid catabolic process; carboxylic acid metabolic process. NCBI's taxonomy places the organism in Eukaryota, Metazoa, Arthropoda, Insecta, Lepidoptera, Pieridae. The record is from RefSeq and is a predicted model, not a curated record. Gene Ontology annotation, molecular function: pyridoxal phosphate binding; sphinganine-1-phosphate aldolase activity.
ACAAAAUUUCUGAAGUUUCGCCUCGGGACCUCGGCAAGCGCCAACGGCCAAUCGGUAUCGCUGUCGGUUGUUCGUUUUUUUUAUUGUUAUUACAAUUUGCUAUCAAGUAUUAUUAUUGGAGGAGAAUGGAGAUAAAAACAAAGAUAAAUUUUAUUAAAUAACUCUAAUAUCUCUUAUAUGUUUUCAGUUUUUUGUUAAUCUAUUAGUUAAAUACCCCGAAAAAGUUUUAUUUUCGUACAUAAUAUAUAUUAUAGAAUUUUAUUGCAAUUAGUCCGACCUUCAGACAUAAAAAUAUUUUUCAAAUAGUGUUUGCUAAUUAUUCAUUAUUACAUCGUUCUUACUGGUUGAGCACUAAUUACUGUUGCAAUAAUUUUUACCUUAUCUUAUUACUAUGAUUAACAGUUCGCUGUUUUAUUAAUGUUAAAGAUUCUAUUAUUUUGUGAUAAGCCCAAGUUUCCUCAAAUAAUCCAAAACAAAAACUAGAUAUCUUAUUUGACAUAACAUGAGUUGAGUCAUCCAUCUGAGGAACAAAUCCUUAACAUAAAUGAGUGAGCGACCACAGCCAUUGAAAGCCAUUAAUAAAUUUUUUGAUGGGAGAGAGGCAUGGCAAAUUGUAACAAUGACAGCCUCUUCUGUUUUGGCCCUUGUUUGGGCUCACAGUCUUUACAAUGCAAAAGAAAGUCCUACCACAAGGCUAAGGAAAGAGUUCUUUCGAUGGCUCCGUCGUGUACCAAUUGUACGUCGAAAAAUUGAAGAGAAAAUGAAUGAAAUCAAGGCGGACUUUCGCAAAGAUGUGGCAAAGAGACUUGCUGGUGUCAAUGUUAAUAGGAAGCUCCCGGAGAACGGUCUGCCUUCAGAACGUGUUGUAGAAGAAAUAAGGGAUCACUUGAGUUUAGGUUCCUACGACUGGAAGGGCGGCCACGUAUCAGGUGCCGUAUAUCACACGAAUGAUGACAUUUAUCGUGUAGCGUGUGACGCGUAUGCGCUAACGGCCUAUACUAAUCCUCUACACGCUGAUGUGUUCCCGGGUAUUAAUAAGAUGGAAGCUGAAAUUGUUAGAAUGGCGAUCAAUUUAUUCCACGGAGAUGACAAGUGCUGCGGCACGGUUACAACCGGUGGUACAGAGUCAAUAAUGAUGGCGUGCAAGGCGUUCAGGGAUCGCGCAUACAACAAGGGCAUAAGCAAUCCUCAAAUGGUACUUGCCACGACGGCUCACACCGCCUUUGACAAGGCCGCGCAAUAUUUAGGCAUUUCGGUUGUCACUGUGCCUGUCAAUCCUGACACUUUGACAGUUGACAUCGACGCUGUCAAGAAGGCCAUUGGACGCAGGACUUGUUUGAUUGUAGGGUCAGCACCUAACUUCCCCUACGGUACAAUGGAUGACAUCCGAGCUCUAUCCAACAUAGCCUUAGAGUACGAGAUUCCCUUACACGUAGACGCGUGUCUUGGCGGUUUCGUGGCGUGUUUCAUGCCGGAUGCCGGAUAUCCGGUUCCCGAUUUUGAUUUCCGGCUACCAGGUGUCGCUAGUAUGUCUGCUGAUACACAUAAGUACGGGUUCGCGCCUAAAGGAACGUCAGUGGUACUCUAUCGUCAUGAAGAGUACAGGCAUGGUCAGUACACGGUCACUACUGAUUGGCCCGGAGGCGUCUAUGGCUCGCCCACUGUUAAUGGCAGCCGUGCCGGUGGUUCGAUCGCGGCCUGUUGGGCUAGUAUGAUGUAUAUCGGGAAGAAUCGGUACGUUGAAAUGACGAGGGAGAUAUUGCAGACGACGAACUAUAUACUUGAGGAACUCCGAAAGAUAAAGGGUAUCUUCAUAUUCGGAAAACCUGCGACUACCGUCAUCGCAUUCGGCUCGAAGCAAUUCGAUAUAUUCAAAAUGGCCGAUUUGUUACACAAAAAGGGGUGGAGUUUGAAUGCACUACAAUUUCCGUCUGGGAUCCACAUCUGUGUGACCCACGCCCACACAGCAGAAGGCGUGGCGGAACGCUUUGUCAAUGAUACUCGCGUAGUUGCAGCGGAGUGCUUGAAGGCUGGCGAUGCUCCUGUCGAAGGAAAGCGAUGGGUUGAAGAACUAGCCCGCGAAGCGCAACUCUGGGCAGAUCAGUGUAGACCUCCGGAACAACUAGAGGAGCACGACCUUUGCCGCGAUCUGUACUCAACAACCGUAGGACAAUGCGUUGCCUCAAUAGUAGGCGAAGCGCCAGGACUCCGCCCUGAAACAAUGGUCGACAUUUGGUAUAUGCAAAGAAUAUCAUAUGAAGGCAACUUUACUUCUUAUGUACCACCUGUAAGAUCGAGCCAAUAUUACGGAGAUUUUGCACAAUUAGUUUGGUCUCGAACAUAUAUGGUUGGAUGUGGGAGAAGUCGAUUCAUGGCACCUUGGCGUGGCCGUUUACGCAGUGUGGAACGGCUUGUAUGUAACUUUGCGCCGCGUGGUCCGGUAUCCUUUCGUGCCUUGUGGACUCUUGGACGACCUGCCUCCAUCUGUCCGCCACGAUCAAGACCUGAUACUCAUGUACCAGGGCUUUGCAGUUUUCAGAACAAUUUGAAUGAUUCAGAUGAUAAAUAUAAUAAACACAGCGCUGAAGAGCAUUUAUUGCUAAACACAGUACUUGAAGUAGAAACCAAUGAUACACAUGAUCAUAUUGGACUGUUCGACGAGUAUUACUUAAAGAAAGUAGCUAUAUCUAAUUUGAGUUUAAAUCCAACUGAUAUGUAUAAAGAUUUCGUACACACAAAAGAUAUAAUCGAAGAUUUCGAACUAGAAGAGCAAGUUAAUGAAAAAUCAACACAUUCCUUUAAUGUGGAAUUAGAAAAUGGGGUAACUAAAAAAAUAGAGGAGAAGAAAAAAGUUCGAAUGUUAGGACGAUACAAAUCGUUUGAUUUAGAAGACUUGGAAGAUCAAAAUACAUCUAAGAACUUAAAAAAUGUCCAAGUUGAAGAAACGACAAAGUUCAACGAACUUUAUGCUGAUCUGGAGUAUUUGGAUGUGGAGAAAAUUUAUGACACUGUAACAAAUGAUAUAACACUUAAAAAUGACACCGAAGAUUUAAGAAGCAAUGAUAAAGAUGGAUCCUUUAAACUUGAAACAAAUACAUCUAAUCCAUUAAAUAUGACAAGAUUGAAUCAGAUAAUACUUCCAAAUACAACGGUAUUUUCAAACCAAACAACGAAACAUGAUGAUUUAGACGACUAUCUUGCGGAUCCUGAAACCUUUAGACAACUACAAGAAGCGCUAGAUAGGAUGGAGAACAGUCUAGCUGGUCCAGUUUCAACAGUUGGAAAGGUCCGACGCGAACUAAGAACACUGCCACCAAACAAAACUUCAAUAAAUAGAAGCAAACAAAAUAUCAUGACUCCAGAAGAGCUUCAAGCGGAAAUAGAACGGAAUAGAACCUUAGAUAGAGGGCCUAUGUUAAACAUGGUGCUAAAAUACUUGCCAUAUCUAAAACCCUACGAAAAAACGAUUAUGGGUGAAGUUACAAGUAACAGUGUUGCAAGAAUAUUGCCGAAUGUAUUGGCUUUACUUUUGUGUUUGUGAUUUAAGCAUUUGAUAUUUUAGAUUAUUUAUUUUAAAUAUUUCAUAGAUAUUUAACAAUAUUAAUGUAUUACCUUUUACUGUCGAAUUGUAAUGUUCAAUAAAUAAAUUUGAAUUUUU